Molecule: messenger RNA, 1050 nt
Organism: Neospora caninum
Lineage: Eukaryota; Apicomplexa; Conoidasida; Eucoccidiorida; Sarcocystidae
Exons: 1
Coding region: 1-1050 (349 amino acids)
Source: RefSeq, a predicted model, not a curated record
AUGGCGAAGUGCAAACUGGGCGGAGAGUUCGACAACCCGGCAGUCAGCUGCUGGGCGACGACCUUGACUGGCCAAGCUGUUGUGGCUUUACUUCUCUUUCUCGUGGCGGAAAACCCCCAUCUGCCAACGGAGGCGGUCGAAGGCGCCGCCAUAUCUCACGUUGCCCACAAGACAUUUGCAGCACUUGGCCUGGCACACAUUAUCUUUUGUGUGGUUUGCUCUAUCAUGUGCAUGUUGGGUUUUUUCCUGUCGGUGUGUUUUCAAAUUCCGUUGCUGAUAUGCGGGGUUCUUCUUCAGGUCCUGUGCUUUGUCACUGCCGGUAUCGUCGGCCCGAUGUUGACGGGUGUGAAUUCGUUCAAGAGUACGACUUUGGAUGAUGUGCGAGCACAAAGAGUCUUUGACACUCCUGAUUUCUCUCAAAUUUUUGUUUCCGAUAACGAGGGAAUGCUUCUGGUGGUCUGUGUUCUCUGUAUCGUGAUGCCCAUCUUCCUCUUGCAGGCCAAAUCCCUUACCGCUUCCUCCCCUGCAUAUGAAGCCACCUUGUACCCUGGAGCGAUUAUCGUUGCCUUGGCCAGCUCUGGUUUCUUCAUGUUUUGCCGAGCGUCUGGUGUACUUACAGGACUGUCAACUGCGUGGUUGGUUGUAGGAGCAGUUGUUGGUAUUUCUAUCCUGAUCCAAAAGAAUUGCUGCAGCCGAGUGUUCUCCAUCGCUCUGUCGGUGAUCUUUGCUGUUGGCGCCGUGUUCGCUCUCAUCUCCGGUGUUAUGGUUGGCAUCAGAUACAGCGAGGGAAAGAAGGUUUCAACGAUGCUCCAGGGUUUUAACCCGAACGCCCUCCUGAUAAAUACUCUGGAAGAUGGUGACUACGAAAGUUUGAAGACCUACGAGCUGGCCGGCGAUGGCGUUUUUCUUGUGGUUUCGUUCUGCUUGAAUAUUUCGGCCAUGAUCUACUUCGUUUACUCGGCUCUCUCUGCGUUCCGUAGCCUGUGCGGACCCAACAGGAACGCCGCAGUCAAAGAUGAAGAAGAAGGCGAGCAGGCUCAAGAAGCAUGA